This is a messenger RNA of Fusarium vanettenii 77-13-4, 783 nucleotides long. RefSeq lists its product as uncharacterized. The record is from RefSeq and is a predicted model, not a curated record. NCBI's taxonomy places the organism in Eukaryota, Fungi, Ascomycota, Sordariomycetes, Hypocreales, Nectriaceae. The transcript is spliced from 2 exons. Bases 1 to 783 code for a protein of 260 amino acids.
AUGAAGACCUCCGGGUGUCUCGAAGUUCAACUCUUCUUCCGCGUCAUCUUUGUCGAAUGGGUUAUCCGGUCGUGGCUCGUAGAAUUCGUCCUGCUCGAGGCGGGAUGCUUGGGCGUGCGGCGGUUUGACAUUGACUACCACGGGCUCAGAUCAGAGCUCUACCACAUGGUUCUCUUCUAUGCCCUCGUCGCUGUGAUCAAGUGUCUAAUAGGCACAGUCAUCUUUAUAAAAGGAUGUGGAUUCCACGACAUCCGGGUUCUGCGCAACAUCGUCUUCGACUGGGUUUACGCCAAGUACGAGGGCAAGCAAGGUAACGAGCAGCCGGCCACGUCCGUCUUUGGGUCCGGAAUCAAGAACACCGCCAAGUCCAACCGUGUUUCCCGUAACUUCAACGAUACGCCCAUCCCUUUCGACACGCAGCGCGGCCAGAACGGGGCAAGCGGUAAUAAGAGAGGUCAAGAUGAUACUUGCGAUAGUGACGAGGACGACGACUUCUCCCGCCUGAUCAAGGUUCGGGCGGUCGCUAACGAAGCAGCAGCCGCAGCCCGUGAGCGGAGGUUCCCCGAGGGAACUGUGAUCAUCGAGGAUAGCGUCGAGGAGGACGGCAAGGUAUACCAGGUCUUCUGGCUUAUCUCUGCGGACCAAGCUAUCCUUUUCGGAGACGAGACCUGCGCCGCCGCACUCAGCAUUGGACUCAAGCAAGUCCGAGAGGGAGCCAGAAAGUACCUUUCCCUGUCCGACGCGGCCCGCCGCUUGUUGGUAGCUACCUUGGGUUUCGAAUGA